This is a messenger RNA of Dentiscutata erythropus, 261 nucleotides long. NCBI's taxonomy places the organism in Eukaryota, Fungi, Glomeromycota, Glomeromycetes, Diversisporales, Gigasporaceae. The record is from the annotation of a GenBank genome assembly.
AUGUCACUUAAUAUUAAUUACCAAAACAUUAAAGUACCUUUUCCUCCAACCAUUAGUGUAGAUGAAAUCGUAAAUAUUCAUUUGAAAAAUGGUAUUGAAAACGGCAAUAAAACCAUGAAUGCAUUUAUGAUUUAUCGAAAAGAAUAUAAUAAUAUAGAAAUUUCAGAAAAUCUAAAUAACAAGAAAAUUAAAAAGAAGAAAAAGAAACCAAUUGACAAUGAUAAUAACAAUAAUAAUAUUCGUAAUAUUCAUAAUAUUCAU